Messenger RNA from Lasiosphaeria miniovina, 840 nucleotides. RefSeq lists its product as uncharacterized. The record is from RefSeq and is a predicted model, not a curated record. The coding region runs from base 1 to 840 and encodes 279 amino acids. The transcript is spliced from 2 exons. Gene Ontology annotation, molecular function: FMN binding; pyridoxamine phosphate oxidase activity. NCBI's taxonomy places the organism in Eukaryota, Fungi, Ascomycota, Sordariomycetes, Sordariales, Lasiosphaeriaceae. Gene Ontology annotation, biological process: pyridoxine biosynthetic process.
AUGGCGCUACACCCGCCGCAAGAGGCAGCUAAGCUCAUCUUUGCGCCCACGGGUACGGCCGGGGCAGACUCUCCGGCGCCCCUGGCCGUUCCAGGUCCCGCUCGCCAGGCCGGCCAGUUCCUCAAGGCCGAGCAGACUGGCGGUCUGCGUCGACAGGAUCUCGACUCGGAGGACCCAAUCAAGCAGUUCCACGCGUGGUUCCGCGGAGCUUCUCAGCCCGAGGCUGGCAUCGCGCACCCGGAAACCUGCACCCUCUCCACGGCCCAGCUGCCCUCAGGCCGCGUGUCUUCGCGCAUCGUGUACAUGAAGGAGCUCGACCCGACCGGCUUCGUCAUAUACAGUAACUUCGGCACCAGCGGCAAGGCGCGGGACCUGUUUGGCACCGCCGACGAGUCCAGCACGGGCAACCCCUGGGCGUCGCUCGUCUUCUGGUGGGAGCCGCUGGAGCGCCAGGUGCGCGUCGAGGGCCGGGCAUCGCGGCUCGAGCCGGCCGAGAGCCGGCUCUACUUCGACACGCGGGUGCGCGGUAGCCGCAUCGGGGCGUGGGCGAGCCGGCAGAGCGCUGUGCUGGCCCCGGACUUUAUGAACAGCCAGGACGACGGGCGGGCGCAGCUCAACGGGUGGGUGCGUGAGGAGGAGGCGAGAUUUGAGGGCCAGGACCAGAUCCCCGUGCCUGAGUUCUGGGGCGGCCUCAGGAUCGUGCCCGAGCGGGUCGAGUUCUGGCAGGGACGCCAGAACCGCCUGCACGACCGCUUCGUCUACGACCGCCUACACGGCGCGGGCAGCGACGAGGCCCAGGGCGGAGAGCCGACCUGGAGUCUGGAGAGGCUGAGCCCUUGA